CCAGUUGGGAGGAUAUUUGCAUAAGAAGCCAAUCUGUAUAAGAAGAAAGAUUUUGAGCCAAACACUAGAAGAAAUGUCAGAAGAUUCAGAAAAGGAAGACUAUACAGAUAUCAGUGAUGAAGAUGAAGAUGAAUCAGAUGAGGAUACCUUCUUGAAAUUUGUGAGUGAAGACAUGCACCCAUGUGCACUUCUGACAGCUGACUCUCUUAGUGACCCGUUUUUCCCCCGAACUACACAGAUACUACUGGAAUAUCAGCUGGGGAGAUGGGUGCCACGUCUCCGUGAACCCCGAGACUUAUAUGGUGUUUCCUCUUCUGGCCCAUUGAGCCCAACCCGGUGGCCUUACCACUGCGAAGUCAUAGAUGAAAAAGUCCAUCAUAUAGACUGGACUCCCUGUCCUGAGCCUGUGUACACCCCAACAGGCCUGGAGAUAGAACCCUCUUACCCACACUCCAAGGAAGACACUGUGGUUUAUCUAGCUGAAGAUGUUUACAAAGAGCCCUGUUUUGUGUAUUCCCGAGUUGGUGGCAACAGAACACCCCUGAAACAACCUGUGGAUAACUGUGACCAUACUCUGAUGUUUGAAGCAAGGUUUGAGAGUGGAAAUCUACAGAAGGUAGUCAAAGUGGCAGAUUAUGAGUACCUGUUAACGGUGCGUCCUGAUCUUUUCACAAACAAACACACCCAGUGGUACUAUUUUCAAGUCACUAACACCCAAGCAGGAAUCGUCUACAGAUUCACCAUCAUCAAUUUCACCAAGCCCGCCAGUCUCUAUAAUCGGGGAAUGCGCCCACUGUUUUAUUCUGAAAAAGAGGCCAAGACUCAUAAUAUUGGUUGGCAGAGGAUAGGAGACCAAAUCAAGUACUAUCGAAACAACCUCGGGCAGGACGGGCGCCAUUAUUUCUCUCUCACAUGGACAUUUCAGUUUCCACAUGACAAAGACACCUGCUACUUUGCUCACUGCUACCCAUACACUUACACCAACCUGCAAGAAUACCUUUCUGGCAUCAGCAAUGACCCAGUACGGUCAACAUUUUGUAACAUACGUGUCUUAUGCCACACGAUCGCCAGGAACAUGGUGUAUGUUUUAACGAUCACCACCCCCUUGAAGAACUCUGACUCGAGAAAGCGAAAGGCAGUGAUUUUGACCGCCAGGGUCCACCCUGGAGAAACCAACAGCUCUUGGAUGAUGAAAGGCUUCCUAGAUUAUAUUUUAGGAGACUCAAGCGAUGCACAGCUGCUGCGGGACACGUUCAUCUUCAAGGUGGUGCCCAUGCUGAAUCCAGAUGGUGUGAUUGUGGGAAAUUACCGGUGUUCCUUAUCUGGACGGGACCUCAACCGGAGCUAUACGUCUGUCCUUAAGGAGUCAUUUCCUUCUGUUUGGUAUACCCGGAACAUGAUCCGUAGGUUAAUGGAGAAGAGAGAGGUGGUUUUAUAUUGUGACCUUCAUGGCCACAGUAAGAAAGAGAACAUCUUCAUGUACGGCUGUGAUGGCAGUGACAAAUGCAAAGCGUUAUACUUACAGCAACGAAUCUUCCCUCUGAUACUAAGCAAAAAUUGUCCAGAUAAAUUUUCAUUCACAGCUUGCAAGUUUAACAUUCAGAAGAACAAAGAGGGGACAGGAAGAGUAGUCAUGUGGAAAAUGGGAAUCAGGAACAGCUUUACCAUGGAGGCCACUUUUUGUGGAUCUACUCUGGGUAAUAAACGAGGUACUCAUUUCAAUACAAAAGACUUGGAGUCAAUGGGAUAUCAUUUUUGUGAUUCUCUCUUGGACUAUUGUGAUCCAGACCGAACCAAGUAUUACCAGUGCCUGAAAGAACUAGAAGAAAUGGAAAAGCAUAGAAGCUUAGAAAAAGCCCUUGAGGACUCAGAUACUUCUCUGAAGGAAAUUACAUUGGAUCUAGAAUCUAGUAGUCGAGGCUCUGACAGUUCAGACUCCAAUGAUUCUCACACUUACCUUCUCAAGUUAACUUCCCAGAAAAAUAAGAAAUAUCUGAAAACAAAGAAGGAAAGAGAUUCUACCAUAGCAAGACAUAAAAAUGUCAGCAAAGAGCAAGAGGUUUGCAAUAAAGGAGAAACUGUGCGAAAAGAACAAGAAUCAAAUUCUAAUGUGAAAGAUACAAGGCCAAACAAAUCAGAUGCUUGUAUAUUUAAUUUUUUCAGAACAAAGUUCCCUACUCAGACUUUGAAUCCACAUUGUGACUUGAAAGGCAAAAUGAGAGAAUGCACAUCUUUCCAAAGUAAGAAGACAGAUGUAAAUUGGACAGAUGAUGAAAAAAGGAUCUACAGGGAUACAAAAAUAGCUCAAACACAAGAGCUAUUGCAGUAUUUGUUCCCCAUCAUGGAAAGGACUAAAAAAGUGCAAACUACUCAGACAAAACAGAUACAGAAUUCAAAAACCAGCUCCCAAAACCAGCAUCGACAAAAGUCAGCUUCGAAUAUAAAUACAAAAAAAUACCACACAUCUUGGACCUUGCCCAGGAAGCCCCCUCUCACAGACCAAAAGAACCUUAUCGUAAGUUCCACAGAAUGGCUCCAGUCUGAGUCCCAGAGGUCAUUUGAAGUUGUCUCACCUUUCAAAGAGCACAAGAAAAGGAAAGCAUACCCUGGCAUCAAGUCCACGAAGACUAAGUUCGUGAAACCUUUCAGCAGCAAAUGGCAGGCUGAGUCCUCGUGGUUUGAGAAGGAUGCGAAUAUUAUCAAAGGCAAGAGUCUGCAAGCCGAAGAUUCCAGCACACAAAGCUCUCUUGCAUCUCCCCAUCUAACUACAAAUAAGGAUGAUGGAUAACCCACCUUCCAUUUAAAGUUCCAAAGGACCAAGAAUGUAGCUUUAUGCUGCUCUGGAGACUGGAUGAGAGACACCAUAUGCUUGUGUAGUAAAAAAAAAAAGAAGAAGAAGAAAGAAAAAGAAAAGUUCUUUCCCUCUACCCCUACCCCCCACACAUAUCACAUGCUAAGCUAUAAAUCCUAGAGAACCCAUCUUUGUGGGGGCCAGUUUCACAGAUUUAAAAAGAA
Messenger RNA from Condylura cristata (star-nosed mole), 3015 nucleotides. It is a transcript of the gene AGBL3, whose product is annotated as ATP/GTP binding protein-like 3. The record is from RefSeq and is a predicted model, not a curated record. Gene Ontology annotation, molecular function: zinc ion binding; metallocarboxypeptidase activity. Gene Ontology annotation, biological process: proteolysis. Lineage: Eukaryota; Metazoa; Chordata; Mammalia; Eulipotyphla; Talpidae.